AUGGAUGAUAAUAAUCUAAUUGAAAAUGAUGAUACAUGCUUACGUGGGAACUAUAAUUAUAAUAAAAAAUUUAAAAAUUUACUAGUAAAUAGUCUAAUAGCCGGAUUUAUAGGAAGACUCAUUUCUCAUCCAUUAGAUACAUUAAAAACACGAAAACAAUCAAAUUUAUAUAAAUAUAAAUUGGGAUAUAAUCAUAAUAAACAAUAUAAAAAUUUAUAUAGUGGAUUGACUAUAAGUUUACUUGGUGGAAUCCCUGCUACUGCAUUGUAUUUUUGUUCUUAUGAAUAUUUUAAAAAUAAAUUACAUACAUAUACUAAUCAUAAUAUUACAAAUUUCUGCUCAGGAUUUUUAGCUGAAGUUUUUAGUAGUAUCUUAUGGGUUCCUAUUGAUGUAAUUAGAGAACGUUUACAAAUAAAAAAUAUUACCUUACAAUCAAAUAUUAUAACAAAUAAUAUAAAUAGUAAAUAUAGACCUAUAAAUAUAAUGUCUAAUUUAUAUAAGGGAUAUUUUACAACUAUAAUAUCAUUUGGAUCAUUUUCUGCACUUUAUUUUUUAUUUUAUGGUAUACUUAAAAAGUAUGUUAAUGAUGAAAAUAUAUAUAAAGUGGGUAUUAUUAGUACUUUAUCUGGUCUUGGUGCUUCUGGUAUUACAGCUCCACUUGAUUUAAUUAAAGUUAGAUUACAAAUAGAUAAUAAAGAUAUACCAUUAUAUGGUUAUAAAAAUAUGAAAGAAGAAAUUUAUAAAAUAAUUGAGAAAAAUGGUUUUCAAAGUAUUUUUAGUGGAGCAUUAUAUAGAAUGAUUUUCCAUGCUCAAAUGACUUCUAUUACUAUUAUUUUAAUUCAAUUCCUACAAAAAUAUCAAAAUAUAAAAGGUUUAGAAAUUUAA
Cryptosporidium muris RN66 is the source of this 885-nucleotide messenger RNA. RefSeq names its product carrier protein, putative. Lineage: Eukaryota; Apicomplexa; Conoidasida; Eucoccidiorida; Cryptosporidiidae. Gene Ontology annotation, molecular function: ferrous iron transmembrane transporter activity. The transcript has 2 exons. Gene Ontology annotation, cellular component: mitochondrial membrane. Gene Ontology annotation, biological process: iron import into the mitochondrion. The record is from RefSeq and is a predicted model, not a curated record. The coding region runs from base 1 to 885 and encodes 294 amino acids.